Molecule: messenger RNA, 4758 nt
Organism: Gigantopelta aegis
Lineage: Eukaryota; Metazoa; Mollusca; Gastropoda; Neomphalida; Peltospiridae
Exons: 32
Coding region: 1-4665 (1554 amino acids)
Biological process (GO): proteolysis
Molecular function (GO): metalloendopeptidase activity; zinc ion binding
Source: RefSeq, a predicted model, not a curated record
AUGCAGUUAGUGUCUUUCGUUUACAGCUUUGAGUUUGUGGGACAGAACAAAAUCGUCACUAAAGACAAACGAAUCCAAAGAGUCGACAUUGCACCGGCUGACAGAAUUGUUGUCCAGAAUAACGACCUAAUAGGGGUGUACUACGGCUACAGAAGAGGUGGAAUCCCCUAUGGCAGAUGUACGGACAGCUCCGUGCAGGUGGUCUACAGUAAAAUACAUUAUUCCAACGCCGACAGGUUCACCGUCGGAAGGGUUGUUGAGUUCGGGACGAGUGUCAGCUGCAGAGUGUUCUCUCUCACCGCCAUUGUAGGCCCGGUGUGUGACCUUGGCGCGACUUUGGCAUACUUGGUGUGCAGGUGUGUGACCUUGGAGUCACAUUGGGGCAGGGGUGAGACAUUGGCAUACUUGGUGCAGGUGUGCGACCUUGUUGAGGUAGAAGCUUCAGAGAAGCAACACGUCAGAUCAGUACAAGUUGUAUGUACCCGACGUGGAUCAGUGGACCCGUUUCUACAAGCUGCAAGCACAAGCUCCAGCUCCUAUGACUCCUAUAUCUCCUAUGACUCCUAUAGUUCAUUUGGUCCGGGUCCUAUAGCUCCUAUAGCUCCGGCUCCUGUGGCUCCUGCUCCUAGGCCUCCUGCUCCGGCUCCUAGGGCUCCUGCUCCGGCUCCUAGGGCUCCUGCUAAUGCUCGCAUCGCUCUUAUGACUCCUGCUGCGGCGCCUUGGGCUCCUGCUCAUAUAGCUCCUGCACCGGCUCCUAUGGCUCCUGCUUUCCUAAUCCAUCCCUUCACCAUGAUCGUGUCGGGAUCCACGUCGUGUAGAAAGAGUUAUUUGGUGAUGAAGCUUCCCAUCCUACUCGGAUUGAUAUGCCUCUGUCAUUGCAUCGAACAGGACUCGCUGCACCGACGUGAUGCUGAAGACGACGACGGUAAUGAGGAGAACGAUUUCCACAUCGUGAACCACAACGGGGUCCAACACGUACACCACGACGGAGAGAUUACAUUGGAUACCCACAACAACAAAUAUCAGAACAAGCUCCUGGAAGAAGAAGAACAAGAGGAAAGAGCGGCGAAGAUCGCGAAAUACCGAAAAGAACAUCCUGAUGCCCCACUACCUGACCCUGAUGAUGACCUUUCUGAUUUGCCUCCAUCACCUGGGAUGGGUAGCCAUAAUAGGAAGAGAUUUGUCGUGGGAUCUACCGACAAACGAUGGCCAAUGGGUAUCAUACCCUUUGAAUACACAUCUGACAUUGAUGCAUCCAAACAGAAGGAGAUUGAGAUAGCGCAGCGUAUAUAUGAGAAAUACACGUGUUUUCGUUUUCAUCCAUGGACGAAGGAUGUGACUUCUUCUCAGUUUGGGAUCAACCAUGAAAGUCAUCUGAAGUUUGUGUCACGUAAUGGAUGCUGGUCAGUGCAAGGACGUUCACGUAACCGCAACGGUCAAAAUAUAUCGUGUUGUAACAGGAGUCCCUGCGUCCAUGAACUGGGACAUGCAUUGGGAAUGUGGCACGAGCACCAGAGUCCACUAAGAGACGACUGGAUUCGAGUGAACUGGAAAAACAUCAAGAAAGAUUCCUGGAAAUGGUACAAAAAAGUGGCUUCUGAUUCUAUCAUUACAUAUGGUUAUGAUCUUUCCUCAAGGAUGCAUUAUGGCACUUAUGGAUUUAACGUUGGUGGCCGACCUACUAUGACUGUGUUGUAUGAUGAGCUAAGCAUUAAAGGUGAAACCUUCUACAUGUUCUAUGAGGCUGUCACAGCUCACGAUUGCAAAGGCUUGUACUGUUCGGAUUUCACAACUGAAUGCGUUAACGAUGGCUACGUCACCCAGAUCGAUGGAGUCUGUUCGUGUAUGUGUGUAGAGGGACUGAACCGAAGCACAGGGUGCUCAACUGUCAUGACAAGUGAUCCAGGCAUCUCCACGUGGCCGGGUGGAAGCUACGCACUUCUCUCAGCUAUCGAUGGCUGUCCGGACGGAUUUACAGAGGGAAACUACACACACUGGAGUGAUGGGGGCAGCAUGAAGUCGUCGAGUUUCCACCUUGCUGGCGAUUUCCAGUCUAAAUAUACAACUUACUCGUUCUGCGUCAUGGAGAACAAUAACAGUGGCGGCAAGUGGCCAAGGGGAGCGUACUGUAUCAUGAGAAAAUCAGGAACCUGCCCUGAAGGUUUCUCCGAGGGAUCUGCUAUUUACGACGACGAGAUUCGAUCAGCUGACCAGAACAAGACGAUCAACGAACCGAUUCCGGAUGGUGUUUUUGACGACAACACAAAGUUUUUUUACUGUUGUAGGGAUGAUGGGUUCCGCAAUGACCCAAUAGACAUUCCAAACUCGAAGCCAUUAGUACUUUUGCGGUAUGGAAAGUGGUACCAACAUUGCCAAGAGGUAAAAGGCAUGUACGCGACAGAGGAGAAAUACACAUUUGACAAUCACAAUGAGGGAGUUAGUAAUCUAACUGGAUCUUACCCAUAUAUCUCGUUAUCCUAUUCGAAAUACAAUGUGCAUUUUUGUUACUACAGUCCCUACAACAAAGACUGUGGUGGAAUCAUCGACCUAACAGAGACAGAACCAAGUAAAACCUUCACCAGUCCUGGCUUCCCCAACAACUACGCACCUGAUAUGGAGUGUCACUGGCUAAUUAAGGCACCUGAAAACACAACGAUCGUUCUCAACUUCAAUGAUUUUGACAUCGAGAGAUCAGGAGAAACCUGCAAAGAUUCUCUAGAAAUACGUCACGCCAGGCUCGGACAGUCAGGACCUAAAUAUUGUGGUGACGGCAUGGAAGCAAGCGUACGGAGCAUUUACAACACGUUGAAAUUAAGACUACGGACAAACAUGGCUGGAUCGAACAAAGGAUUCAACGCAACAGUAGAUGUUAUAUUCCCUGAAGAUCUGUGCUACAGUCUUGAAGACAAGGGGGCGUCCUACCGCGGCAACGUCAACUUCACCCGUGACAUGAAGGUCUGUCUCCCGUGGGCGGAGACGACGUCGUGUCGUCACAAUCCCUUUAAUCCAAAAGACUUCGGCAAGGGGCUGGAUAAGAACUAUUGCCGUAACCCUGACAACACUGCCGGAACAUGGUGUUACACCGAUCUUAAUGGUUGUGACAGGAACUACUGCGACCCAUGUCUUUUCGAAAACAUGUAUGAUACAGCUGACGAUUGUGUAGACGAAGGACCAGAUUUUUGCACAAGUCACCCGAAUGCUUUCACCAGAUGCGGUUUGACCUGUGAGGACACCUUCCUGGCUCACCUUCCUGAUAUACCUGUGGCCUCUUCUGACAUACAAUGUUCAAGUCCGUCCGUUGCUGAUUCUGACGUGUUAUUAACAAAGACGACGUUUGACGUUGGCGAAGAGGUGGAGCUCCGCUGUCGUAGUGACAACGGGACGACAUCAGCGACGUGUCUCACCAGCGGCUCCUGGUCAGUGGGCAUCUACGUGUGUGGAGCUUGCCCCGCUGGAUGGGUAGCACACAAAGGCCACUGCUACAAGUACUUCCCAGACAAACUCAAGUACUCUGAGGCGGAGACUGCGUGUGCCAGCCAUGGCGCUAUACUAGCUCCGACUCCGGACAAAGAGACUCUCGACUUUGUCGUGUCCUUGAGAGUCUACCUUCGGAAGAUGUGGUUAUCAGCCAAUGACCGUGAAACAGAGGGCCAGUGGGUGUGGCCUGAUGGAACGAAUGUAACGUACACCAACUGGGCAGCAAAUCAGCCGAACAAUUGGAAUGAUGAAGAUUGUGCUGUCAUCGGUGGUGAAGACAGAGACAACACUUGGAAGGACGUGGACUGUGUGUGGUACAACAACCACCCCUUCGUGUGCAGGAAGACUAAAACAGUCCCAUCUGUCUGUGAAAACCGAAUUUCAGGAUGUGAGGAAAUACUGGACGAGAACCCUAACGUUUGUAAUGAUCACGCGGAAUAUGCAGACAAUGAAUGCCGUUUCACGUGUGGAAAAUGUCCCAGUGAUGCUGAUACAGCGACAGUGUGUAUUGCUCCAGAGCCCAGUGCCAACGUGACUCUUGUGUCAACAAGUAAAAACAUGACGACGGGUUCGGUUGUCACAUACGACUGCCAGGAUGGAUAUAUACUCGUGUCCGGCAACUUAGUCCGCGCUUGUCACCAUUGUGGGUUGUUGACAGGAAAGACACCAGUUUGCCUUGCAUUAAGCGACACUGUUACUCCGAAUAAUGCUGUGGAUCUUAGAGACCGGGCAUCAGUUGGAUACAAACGAUUCGUGUUCACGGGAAACACCGACGACUUCCGAAUCGAACGUGACGGAGAAAUCCGAAGCUGGCAUUUCUACAGCAAGCACGCAGGGGAUGUGGCGCUGCAAGUCUGGAGACCCAAAACAGAAUUAGGAGAAUUCAGCUUUGAGUUUGUGGGACAGAACAAAAUCGUCACUAAAGACAAACGAUUGCAAAGAGUCGACAUUGCACCGGCCGACAGAAUUGUUGUCCAGAAUAACGACCUAAUAGGGGUGUACUACGGCUACAGAAGAGGUGGAAUCCCCUUUGACAAGUGUUCAGACAGCUCCGUGCAGGUGGUCUACAGUAAGACGUAUUACUCCAGCGCCGACAAGUUCACCGUCGGGAAGGUCGUCCAGUUCCGCACUAGCUUCAGCUGUCGUGUCUUCUCUCUCACCGCCCUUGUUGGCCCCAAGAGUACAUGAAGCUCAACGUAAACCAAAUGCUGUCCAGUCAUAGAUGCUUCUACGAGUCAAGAAUUGUAGUUUGACUAAUCACAAUAAAAUCAUACAAAAAUA